AUGGGCCAACCAGAAAAAAAUGUUCCGUGUUUUUUGGUGCUAGAAGACGGUACUGUGCUACCGGGAGAAUCUUUUGGAGCGAAAAAACCGGUAGAAGGGGAAGUGGUUUUUCAGACUGGUAUGGUAGGAUAUCCCGAAUCUUUAACAGAUCCAAGUUAUCAUUCCCAAAUUUUGAUCCUAACGUACCCGCUUAUUGGAAACUACGGAGUACCAGACGAGAAAAAGGACGAGAAUGGCCUACCUUAUUUCUUUGAAUCACACCGCAUAUGGGCCUCAGCUCUGGUCGUUGGGGAACACUGUGAUUUUCCAAGCCACUGGCGUAGCUCGAGAACUCUCUCCGACUGGAUGGACCAAGAAAACAUACCGGGAAUACAAGGAAUUGACACCAGGCAGCUAACAAAAAAAAUUCGAGAGAAAGGUACUAUGCUGGGAAGAAUUGUGUAUACAUUGCCAAACCCUGUUGGACCAAGCACAAUAGUAGAUCCCAAUAGACAGAAUUUGGUUGCAGAAGUCUCAGUUAAAAAAUCAGUGACAUACAAUCCCAAAGGUUCCCCCAGAAUAUGUGUCAUAGACUGCGGUUUGAAAUACAAUCAGAUAAGAUGCUUCCUCAACCGAGGAGCUAGAGUAGACGUGGUACCAUGGAACCAUAAAUUCAACAUUGAUGAAUACGAUGGAUUGUUUUUAAGCAACGGGCCUGGAAAUCCAGAAAUGUGUAAAGAAACUAUCGACAAUAUUAAAUCUAUAUUAAACUCCAAAAAAGUCAAACCGAUAUUUGGUAUUUGUUUAGGGCAUCAACUUCUUUCCAUGGCUAUUGGCUGUACAAGUUACAAAAUGAAAUACGGAAACCGUGGUCAUAAUCAGCCGUGUGUUCACCACGAUACCGGAAGAUGUUACAUGACUUCGCAGAACCAUGGUUUUGCCAUAGACACUAAAUCUUUGCCUUCAGAUUGGGCACCCCUCUUUACGAAUGUCAAUGAUAAAACAAACGAAGGAAUUAUCCACACUAAACUGCCCUAUUUCAGCGUUCAGUUUCAUCCCGAACACAUGGCUGGACCCCAGGAUCUCGAAAAUCUUUUUGACGUCUUCCUAGAAGCAAUAAAAAAAGGACCAGCAAUUAAUAUAAAAGAUUUAAUGACGGAAACUCUCAAAUAUAAAAUAGAACUACCUCUAAGCACCUCAUCACCACCAAAGAAGGUUCUUAUAAUAGGAUCCGGUGGACUAUCUAUUGGACAAGCCGGUGAAUUUGAUUACUCAGGCUCUCAAGCUAUCAAAGCUUUAAAGGAAUCCAACAUACAAACCGUUCUGAUUAAUCCCAAUAUCGCCACAGUUCAAACAUCAAAAGGUUUAUCAGAUAAAGUGUAUUUUCUUCCACUAGUGCCCGAGUAUGUUGAGCAAGUGAUUUGUGCGGAACGACCAAGCGGUGUUUUAUUAACUUUUGGAGGACAAACUGGUCUAAAUUGCGGAAUAGAACUCGAAAAACAAGGUGUAUUCAAAAAAUACAACUGUAAAAUUCUAGGAACCCCAAUCCAAGCAAUUAUUGAUACGGAAGAUCGAAAAGCUUUUAGUGAAAGAAUAGCAAAAAUUGGUGAAAAAGUAGCUCCUAGUAUGGCUGCUCAUUCUGUUCAAGAAGCCUUAGAUGCAGCAGAGCAAUUGGGCUACCCAGUUAUGGCAAGAGCUGCAUUCUCAUUGGGAGGCUUAGGUUCUGGAUUUGCCAAUAAUGUAGAAGAAUUAAAAAGUCUUGCUUUACAAGCCUUAGCUCAUUCGAGCCAGUUGAUUAUCGACAAAUCUUUGAAAGGUUGGAAAGAAGUAGAAUAUGAAGUAGUAAGAGAUGCGUUUGAUAACUGUAUAACUGUGUGUAACAUGGAAAAUGUGGAUCCUCUUGGUAUUCACACUGGAGAAUCUAUCGUAGUAGCCCCUAGCCAAACUUUAUCAAAUCAAGAAUACAACAUGCUGCGUACGACUGCUAUAAAAGUAAUUCGACAUUUUGGUAUAGUAGGAGAAUGUAAUAUCCAAUAUGCUUUAAGUCCACAUUCUGAAGAGUACUACAUUAUUGAAGUAAACGCUAGAUUAUCCAGGUCUUCUGCUCUAGCUAGUAAAGCUACUGGGUAUCCCUUAGCCUAUGUAGCUGCUAAAUUGGCUUUGGGAAUUCCCCUUCCUGAUAUAAACAAUUCAGUUACGGGAGUUACAACAGCUUGCUUCGAGCCGAGUUUAGAUUACUGUGUAGUAAAAAUACCAAGAUGGGACCUUCAUAAAUUCACAAGAGUUAGUAGCAAGAUAGGAAGUUCUAUGAAGAGUGUAGGAGAGGUUAUGUCUAUUGGGAGAAAAUUCGAAGAGGCUUUCCAAAAAGCUUUGAGAAUGGUCGACGAGAACGUUACCGGUUUCGAUCCCUACUUGAAACCCGUGAACGAUGAGGAGCUUCAAGAACCUACAGAUAAAAGAAUGUUUGUUCUAGCAGCAGCUCUAAAAAAUAAUUACUCCGUUCAAAAAUUGUAUGAUCUUACAAAAAUAGAUAAAUGGUUCUUGCAAAAAAUGAAAAAUAUAAUAGAUUAUACGAAUCUACUAGAAACUUUUGAUCAACAUAGUUUGACUUACAGUACUCUGCUUAAAGCUAAGCAAUUGGGUUUUUCUGAUAAACAAAUAGCUGCAGCCGUUAAAAGUACCGAAUUAGCUAUCCGUAUGCAACGUGAAGAGUCCCAUAUAACGCCUUUCGUAAAACAAAUUGAUACUGUAGCUGCAGAAUGGCCUGCUACCACAAAUUAUCUUUACCUUACAUAUAAUGCAUUGAAUCAUGAUUUAACAUUUGACGAAGAUCAUACUAUGGUACUAGGCUCGGGCGUUUACCGUAUAGGAAGUUCAGUAGAAUUUGAUUCUUGCGCUGUCGGUUGUUUAAGAGAACUCCGUAGGCUUAAUAAGAAAACUAUCAUGAUUAAUUACAAUCCUGAAACUGUAAGUACGGAUUAUGAUAUGUCUGAUCGAUUGUAUUUUGAAGAAAUAUCUUUCGAGACAGUCAUGGAUAUUUACAAUCUUGAAGAGCCAAACGGUAUCAUUCUUUCUAUGGGAGGACAGCUGCCUAACAACAUCGCAAUGGACUUACACAGGCAACAGGCUCGAAUAUUAGGCACGUCUCCAGACUCCAUAGACGGGGCUGAGAAUAGAUUUAAAUUUUCUCGUAUGUUAGACAGAAUCGGUAUCAUGCAACCUAGAUGGAAAGAACUCACCAAUCUAAAAUCGGCUAUAGAGUUUUGCGAAGAAGUAGGAUAUCCGUGUCUAGUAAGACCGUCGUACGUGCUUAGCGGUGCAGCUAUGAACGUAGCUCAUUCGAACCAAGAUCUUGAAACCUACCUUAACGCAGCCAGCGAUGUCAGCAAGGAGCACCCAGUAGUAAUAUCUAAAUUUUUAUUGGAAAGCAAAGAGAUAGACGUAGAUGCCGUAGCCUGCGAUGGAGUUAUCUUAUGUAUGGCAGUAUCAGAACACGUCGAAAAUGCUGGUGUGCAUUCUGGAGACGCCACUCUCGUAACACCUCCGCAGGAUAUUAAUCCAGAAACUCUAGUGAAGAUUAAACAUAUUGUGAAGUCUAUUGCAGCCAAUUUGGAGGUUACAGGACCUUUCAAUAUGCAGCUAAUCGCUAAGGAUAACGAUCUUAAGGUAAUAGAGUGCAACGUAAGAGUAUCUAGAUCCUUCCCAUUUGUCUCCAAAACGCUUAAUCACGAUUUCGUUGCAAUGGCUACAAGAGUAAUGGUGGGAGAAGAGGUAGUCCCGGUGGAUGUACUGCACGGUUGCGGAAGAGUAGGAGUUAAAGUACCUCAAUUUUCUUUCUCAAGGCUAGCAGGUGCAGACUUCAUGUUGGGAGUAGAAAUGGCUUCGACAGGGGAGGUAGCAUGUUUUGGUGAUAAUAGGUAUGAAGCUUAUUUGAAGGCUAUGAUGAGCACUGGGUUCAGCAUACCGAAGUCCAGUAUUUUAUUGUCCAUUGGCACGUUUAAGCAUAAAAUGGAAUUGCUGCCAAGCAUGAGGUCACUUCAGAAGAUGGGAUAUAAACUGUACGCCAGUUUGGGAACUGCCGAUUUUUAUACUGAACAUGGAGUAAAUGUUGAAUCAGUCCAAUGGACCUUCGACACCAUAGACGAUAUCACCAGCCAAGGAGAGCUAAAACCAUUGGCAGAAUUUUUAACGAAAAAACAGUUCGAUUUAGUAAUAAAUUUACCAAUGAGAAAUGGUGGGGCUAGGAGAGUGUCUUCGUUCAUGACCCAUGGAUAUAGAACUAGAAGAUUAGCUAUAGACUUUUCUAUACCGCUAAUCACAGAUGUUAAAUGUGCAAAGUUACUCGUUGAGGCUAUCCGCAUAAUUGGAAAGGCACCGCCAAUGAAAACCCAUACAGAUUGCAUAAGCUCGCGUAAUAUUAUCAAACUACCUGGAUUCAUAGAUACGCAUGUUCACGUCAGAGAACCCGGCGCCACCCACAAGGAAGAUUAUUCGUCUUGUACAGCUGCAGCUUUAGCUGGCGGUGUCACUUUAAUCUGCGCCAUGCCGAACACCAAUCCCGCCAUUGUCGAUGAAGAAUCAUUUGCUCUGGUUAAAAAGUUGGCGAAAGAUGGUGCUAGAUGCGAUUACGCAUUGUUCGUGGGUGCUUCAUCGGACAACACUUCUACAAUUUCUGACCUAGCAGCCGAAGCGGCGGCAUUGAAAAUGUACCUCAAUGAAACCUUCACCACCUUGCGUCUUAAAGACCUUGAUAUUUGGUCGAAACACUUGGCGAACUGGCCCAAAAGGGCUCCUUUAUGUGUUCACGCUGAACGUCAGACAACCGCUGCUAUUAUACUGUUAGCAAGUCUACAAAACCGAGCGGUACAUAUAUGCCACGUGGCUCGAAAGGAAGAGAUACUUAUCAUCAAAGCAGCUAAAGAAAAGGGUUUGAAGAUUACGUGUGAAGUAUGUCCACAUCAUUUAUUUUUGAGCACGAAUGAUAUAGAUGAGAUUGGAGCAUCAAAAAGUGAGGUUAGACCUGUAUUAUGUUCUCCAGAAGACCAGCAAGCACUAUGGGAAAACCUACACAUUAUCGACUGCUUUGCUACGGAUCACGCCCCUCACACCAUUCAAGAAAAACUCGGCGAAAAGGCACCCCCUGGUUUCCCAGGAUUGGAAACGAUCCUUCCUCUUCUUUUAAACGCAGUGAAUGAAGGUCGCAUGACCAUGGACGAUCUUAUUAACAAGUUUCACAGGAAUCCUAAAAAGAUUUUCAACCUUCCAGAUCAGCCUAAUACUUAUGUCGAGGUUGAUAUGGAGGAGGAAUGGAUUAUACCUGAAGCAAUGGCAUAUAGUAAGGCUAAAUGGACUCCAUUUGCAGGAAAAAAGAUAAAGGGUGCUGUUCAUAGAGUUGUACUCAGAGGAGAAGUAGCUUACGUGGAAGGACAAAUUUUAGUUCAACCAGGUUUUGGACAAAACGUCAGAGAAUGGGACAAACGUUUAUAUACAGUUUCAGUAGAAAUGAGCCGACCAUCUUCAACUUUGACACUGGAUAGACCGUGCUCUCCUUAUUUAUUGAACGGCCCAAUUGAAAACGAUAACGAUGUCCAAACCAAUGAAAUAUUUUCCAAACUUUUGGCCAACGAAGGCAAGGUUCAUUUUGCUCAAGAACCACCGCACACAUUUGAUUCGAGAUUACUAUCGCCUAUACCUCCAAGGAUACGGACAGAAAGUUUUUCUAACACGGAGAAGAAACAGAAAUCCGACAACCAACUAGAAGCUGGCCAAAUACAUCAGCAUCAGCAAUCACAUCAUACUUUAAUACACAAACAUAUCUUGAGCGUUGAUAUGUUCAGCAAAGAUCAACUCAACGACAUCUUUAAUUUGGCUCAAACAUUUAGAGCUUACGUCACAAAGGAUAGGCCUUUGGAUCAAAUUUUAAGAGGAAAAAUAAUGGCAUCGAUCUUCUACGAGGCCAGUACAAGAACUAGUUGCAGUUUUGCGGCUGCCAUGCAAAGAUUAGGCGGCAGAGUUAUCUACAUGGACGAAGUCAGUUCUUCGGUUAAAAAGGGAGAAACCUUAGAGGAUUCCAUUGCUGUGAUGGCCGGGUACGCCGAUGUAGUAGUCCUCAGGCACCCUCUACCAGGAUCUGUGCUGAAAGCCUCUCACCAUUGUCGAAAACCUCUGAUAAAUGCAGGAGAUGGGGUAGGGGAACAUCCUAGUCAAGCGCUCCUAGAUAUUUUCACCAUAAGAGAAGAAAUCGGUACUGUCAACGGUCUCACCAUAACUCUAGUUGGAGAUUUAAAGAACGGCAGGACCGUUCAUUCUCUAGCUAGACUUUUGACGUUAUACAACGUCCAACUCAGAUACGUCAGUCCACCUAGUCUCAAAAUGCCCAGUCACGUGACUGAGUUUAUAAGGUCGAAAGGGAUUUCUCAAGAGGAGUACAGUACUUUAUAUGACGUUUUACCUGACACCGAUGUUUUGUAUAUGACUAGAAUUCAAAAAGAGAGAUUUGAAAGUCAGGAAGAGUAUGAUAAGGCAUGCGGUCACUUCAUCGUAACCCCAAAAUUGAUGACAAGAGCUAAGAGGAAAAUGGUGGUCCUUCAUCCGCUACCUAGAGUAUUCGAAAUCAGUCCGGAAUUUGACACUGACCCGAGAGCAGCUUAUUUCAGACAAGCCGAGUGCGGAAUGUAUGUCAGAAUGGCGCUUUUGGCUAUGGUUUUGGGAAGAUAUUAG
Psylliodes chrysocephalus is the source of this 6699-nucleotide messenger RNA. NCBI's taxonomy places the organism in Eukaryota, Metazoa, Arthropoda, Insecta, Coleoptera, Chrysomelidae. The record is from the annotation of a GenBank genome assembly.